Messenger RNA from Saprolegnia diclina VS20, 907 nucleotides. RefSeq lists its product as hypothetical. The record is from RefSeq and is a predicted model, not a curated record. The transcript has 4 exons. Gene Ontology annotation, biological process: DNA replication; protein homooligomerization. Lineage: Eukaryota; Oomycota; Saprolegniomycetes; Saprolegniales; Saprolegniaceae. Gene Ontology annotation, molecular function: DNA binding. Gene Ontology annotation, cellular component: nucleus. Bases 45 to 806 code for a protein of 253 amino acids.
GGCGGUGUGGCCGACACGCCACAGUGUCGAACGAACGUGGCGAGAUGAUUGCCGACCGCUUGUCCUCGGACGCGAUCCGCCAGCUCCAUGACCAGCCGUCGUCGGCCGGCGGCUUCCAGCCCUUCCUGCAGGUCGUCCACAUCAAGAUGAUCCAGCCCGCAUCCGUGGUCGAGAAGGCGCGCUACUGCCUUGUGCUCUCGGAUGGCACGUACUGCAUCUCGUGCCUCCUUGGCCCCGACCUCUCGUCUAGCUUUACGCUUGGCGGGAUCACGCUCCACGCCGUCAUUCAGCUCAUCGAAUAUUCGCCCAAGUUUGUCGCUGGCAAGCUCAUCCUCCUCGUCGAUGUCAUGGAGCUCAUCGAAGCGUGCGCGCACCGCCUUGGCUCCGAGCACCCGAUUUACUUUGAGCUCGAGACCGCGACCAUGUCGUCGCUGCUCCAAGCGCAGCUCGAGCUCCUCGUACACAAGGAACGUCACAUGGAGCGACUCUGCGCGUCCGUCCAAGAGAACGCGCGCGUGGCCGCCGACCUCAUCACGCUCAACGUCGGCGGCCAGCGCUUCCAGACCGCCAAAGCCAACUUGCUUCGGGACCCGGAUGCGUACUUUGCCGUUAUGCUCUCGACAGCGCCGACCCACGAGGACGGAAGCUACUUUGUGGAUGUGAACCCGACCCACUUCGAUCGGAUCAUGGCACAUGUCCGGACAGGCGAGCUCAUUGCCCUCGACGGUCUCUGCGCCUGGGACGCCAAGCAGCUCCGUCAAACGAUCGAGUACCUCGGCCUCGAGACCGCACUCGCAUCGCCGUAGCAUAGUACAGAGAAUAACCAACUAAAGAUGAAGCUAGUACUUUGGGUAGGACGAGACGCGUACCUAGUACAGUACUAGGCUUAGUCGGGCUUGCUGACGAC